Molecule: messenger RNA, 1254 nt
Organism: Alternaria arborescens
Lineage: Eukaryota; Fungi; Ascomycota; Dothideomycetes; Pleosporales; Pleosporaceae
Exons: 1
Coding region: 1-1254 (417 amino acids)
Molecular function (GO): heme binding; monooxygenase activity; iron ion binding
Source: RefSeq, a predicted model, not a curated record
AUGGCAGGCGCACUACAAGCCGUUGUCGCGAAACUCGGCUCUUUCAACUUUCUCUCACCACGAGGAAUCGCAAUUAUACUGGGCACCACUCUCCUUUUCCAAAUCCUCAGAAGCCUCGCCCUCAUAAUCUAUAACCUGUAUUUCCACCCUCUGGCCAAAUAUCCCGGCCCAAAGCUAUGGAUCGCCUUUGGCUUUACCCGCACCCUGCGCCACAUGCGCGGCGACCUCGACUUGCAGAUGGCGGAGGAACACCGCAAGCACGGCGAAGUCAUACGGCACGGUGUGAAUGAGCUAUCAUUUAUCCAUCCCAGUGCGUGGAAGGACAUUUACGGACACGGCCACGCGGAGCUGCGCAAGUAUUUUCCGCCAAACUCGGUGAAUCCGAAUCAAGUCAUUGCAGCGGACGCGAGCAACCACUUCCGUAUGCGCAGGGCCAUGUUGCCUGCGUUUUCGGAAAAGGCAUUGGCGCAGCAGGAGAGGUUGGUUAGGGUGUAUAUUGACCUGCUCAUGCAGCGUCUCUCCGAGUGCGGCGCGGCUUCUUCUGCUGCUGGUGGCAAGACGGCCGACAUGGCGCGUUGGUACAAUCUCACAACGUUCGAUCUCAUCGCCGAUCUCUGUUUCGGCAAGUCGCUAGAUGGUCUGGAGACGGGCCGGUCGAAUGCGUGGAUCGAGAAGAUUGAUCGCAUGUUACGGAUUAUGCCUGUUUUGGUCCUGGCGACGUCGUUCCCCUUGUUGAUGAGUCUGUUCAAUCUGGUGCUAGGAAAUAAGAUGCAGCAGUCGAGGAAGGAGCAUCAGGAGUAUGCUGCAUCGCUCGCCAUGAGCCGUAUCAAGGGGAAAGAACAGGCUGAUCGAGGGGACUUCAUGGACUUCAUUUUGCGCUCCCGCGGCGAGGAACACGAGUUGACGGAUGAGGAGCUGGUGCAUAAUGCGGAUUUACUCAUGGUUGCGGGCUCGGAGACGACGGCUACGGUGCUUCUGGGGGUCACGUACUACCUCUUGAAGAACCCGGCGACAUACAAGAAGGUGACGGAGGAGGUCCGCAGUGCUUUUGAUAAGGCUGAAGACAUCAACUUUAAGGAGGUCAACGCACGCUGUCCGUAUAUGUUGGCUUGUUUGAAUGAAGCGAUGCGUAUUUUUCCGUCGAUUCCUUUGGCAUUAUUGCGGAUCACAAACGACGGUCCGCCAACCCCUGUUGCUGGACACUUGAUCCCUCCCGAGGUAAAGUUUACACCCUCCCGGCUACUUCUCACUUAA